This is a messenger RNA of Topomyia yanbarensis, 1011 nucleotides long. RefSeq lists its product as uncharacterized. Gene Ontology annotation, biological process: DNA integration. The transcript has a single exon. Gene Ontology annotation, molecular function: nucleic acid binding. NCBI's taxonomy places the organism in Eukaryota, Metazoa, Arthropoda, Insecta, Diptera, Culicidae. The coding region runs from base 1 to 1011 and encodes 336 amino acids. The record is from RefSeq and is a predicted model, not a curated record.
AUGGCGAUUCUUAAGAAAGGAGGUCAGGUGGUUGAUUCCUCCCGCCUCAUCGGAAAAAACUCUAGGUUGAUCAACGGUAUAAUCCAUGUUGGCGGUCGGUUGCGACAUGCGCCUUUAUCUACUGGAAGAAAACACUCGAUUAUACUGGAUGAUCGACACCCUCUCACCACACUGAUUGCCCGUCAUUACCACCACAAAUACUUUCACGCGGGUCAACAGCUUUUGAUUUCAAAUAUACGAGAGCGUUUUUGGCCAUUGAAUAUUCGACGAGUAGCACGGCAGGUAAUACAUAGUUGUAUGCCAUGUUUCCGAAGUAAACCAAAGGUGCAAGAUCAGUUGAUGGCCGAUUUACCGGAGGAGAGAGUGAACCCAGCUCCACCAUUCCUGAAAGUGGGUUUGGACUAUUGUGGUCCGUUCUUUAUGUCGUACCUUGGGCGUAAGGCUCGGCCGGUAAGAUGCUAUGUAGCACUAUUUGUGUGUUUGGUGACUAAAGCGGUACAUUUGGAGAUAGUAGCGGAUCUUACAACCCAAGCAUUCUUGGCUGCAUUGAAGCGAUUCGGGGCACGUAGGUCGAAACCAUCAUUGAUAAUGUGUGAUAACGCCAAAACGUUCGUCGGAGCUAGAAAGGAACUUGAUGAACUUGCAAGCCUGCUCAGUGCACAACAAUUUCAGGAAUCUGUGAUGAAGGAGGCGAUGAUUGAGAGUAUUGAAUUCAAAUUCAUCCCUGCAAGAACCCCGAAUUUUGGUGGUUUGUGGGAGGCGGCAGUAAAAUCAUUCAAAAGCCAUUUCAAGAAAACGAUUGGAACCAAUACGUUAACUUGCGAUGAACUUACUACGGUAGUGGUACAAAUUGAGGCGUGCUUGAAUUCUCGACCAUUGACAGCACUGAGCAGUGACCCAAAUGAUCUGGAGGUUUUGACACCGGGCCACUUUCUCGUCCAACGGCCGCUAACUGCCAUCGCCGAACCGAAUUUUGAGAUGAUCAAGAAGAACAGACUAUCGGCAUGGUAA